Molecule: messenger RNA, 2923 nt
Organism: Tachyglossus aculeatus (Australian echidna)
Lineage: Eukaryota; Metazoa; Chordata; Mammalia; Monotremata; Tachyglossidae
Gene: SERTAD4
Product: SERTA domain containing 4
Exons: 4
Coding region: 115-1215 (366 amino acids)
Cellular component (GO): nucleus
Source: RefSeq, a predicted model, not a curated record
GAGUCCCCGGAGUCCCCGGAGCGGGCGGGCCGCCGGGGGCCGGCCGGGCGCUCGCUCUCUCUGUCGGGAGGCCCGAGCCAACGCCAACGCCAACGCGAUCUGAGGUUAUCAGAGAUGACUCUGGUUCUGUCCAUGAAUAGAUUCUGCGAUCCCAUUGUUUCUGAAGGAGCCGCUGAAAUUGCCGAGUACCAGACACUAUGGGAGUCGGACUGCUACAGCAGCACCAGUCCCUCCGUUCCCAUUCAGGCUCCUCUGCAGGGAGACAGAGGAGCCUGCCAAUCUCUGGCAGGAUCACAUUACAGGGGAAUUUCAAAUCCUAUAACAGCAUCCAAGAUCACAUACUUUAAGAGGAAAUAUGUGGAAGAAGAGGAUUUUCACCCUCCACUCAGCAGCUGCAGCCAUAAAACCAUCUCUAUUUUUGAGGAGCGGGCCCACAUACUGUACAUGUCCUUGGAAAAGCUGAAGUUUAUCGAUGACCCCGAAGUAUACCUCCGGAGAUCUGUCCUCAUAAACAAUUUAAUGAAAAGAAUCCAUGGAGAAAUUAUCAUGCAGAAUAACUGGUGCUUUUCGGCCUGUUCAUUCAGUGGGGCCUCCACACAAGAGUGGUUCAUGGCUCAAGACUGUCCCUACAGGAAACGCCUCCGGAUGGCAAAAGAGGAGUGUGAAAAGCUUCAUACUUGCUGCUUUUAUCAAGAAUGUGGCAGUCACUACCUAAAUUUGCCCUUCUCUGUAAAUGCUAACAUGGGAAAUUCUUCCGCCUCCUCCUCCUCCUCUUCCUCCUCGUCCUCCUCCUCUUCCUCCUCCUCCUCCUCCUCUUCUUCCUCCUCUUCUUCCUCCUGUUCUUCUCCCCCUAUGUCUUUGCCAAGCUGUUCCCAUCAGGAGGAUUAUGCCCUGAGCAGUAUGCCCCUUUACAGGAGUGAAGACCAGAUACCUGCUAACGAAAUAUUCAUUACUAAUGCCAGGUCUGCCGGUGUUCAGGAAAAGGCCAAAUUAAACGAAAAGGAAAGUGAUGAUACAGAGCGAGAUGGCAUGGCCGUAAGCCGUGAACCUUCGAGAGGCGAUCUUGCUCUUGAAUGUAAAAGCAAAUUUUAUGAUUAUUUUGAGACUGGUUGUAAUGAAAAGAGCAAUGUAAGCGAGUCUUGGAAGAAGUCCUUACGGAAAAAGGACUCUUUACCAAGUAAUAAACUGUGCUGCAGCAAAGCAAGUAAAAUAUGAGCCAUCUUUCUACUAUAACUUUGAAGCAUGCACAGCAUGAUCAAUUAGCUACCAUAAAUUUUAUUUUGAAUGGAUUUUAUAGUUUUGUACAACUGAUACAAUUAUGCCAUGAACAUGUUGUGUAGUUUUAAUGCCUGGAGAGCAGAUUGCAUAAAACAUCUGUACAAUCUGCAGCAAUAUGGAGACUUCUUAAAAAAAAAACCCAAACAGUUGAAUUACUGCUUACAAGUAUAUCCUACUUUUGUUCCACAGAAAAGCAAGUAGAACAGUUUGGAGCGGGGGACAACAAGACGUUUAUCUCCCUUACCCUAAGGAGUCUGUCAUUAAGAGUCUGUCACUCACUAUAAAACUUCAUCAAUUUUGCCAAAUUAAUAAGCUAGAUGUUUGGUAAGCAAGUCCACAUUACCAGCAGGGACGGUCCAGUUUUUACAUACGCUAUGAUACUUAUUCUGAAUCGAAAACUGGAUGGAUGGCUGUUAGGGAGCCAGGAAGAACUGGCCAAUACACUCUGAUGCUGACUGAUGAAAAUAGUCUGGAAUGUCAUGAAACACACCUGUUUGUGAAAUUGAAAUCAAAAUACUGCAUAGACCAUAAUCAGUUGCAAGUUUUUCAGCUUGGUUGUGAAGAGUAAUGAAGCCUGUGGAGGUUUGUUAAACAGGGCGUUUUUUUGGUGCCUUACUUUAUCUUAAUUUUUGCCAGUGUAAAAAUUAAGGAUAAAAUCAGAGUUACAGCAGGGAUUUAACAUAAACAGAGAAAACACAGGGUGGAUCAAUAUUGUUGGAAAACUGUUACCUUUGAAAUGUUGAGUUCAACUUUUUAUUCAGCAUCUCUGUCCUUCCUUGUUUUUGAUGCCCAAUUGCUUUUGGCUUUGGCAUUUUUAGAAAGGGAUUGAGGAAACAAUGGAGGCAGAUCUGUUGUAAACCAGCACUAGCUGCUUGUGCAUUUCUAUGGCAACUGUCUGUUGCUGGGUCUUUUUUUUUUUGUAUAAUGAAGUUCAUGAACCAGUGGCAUGCUUUAUACUUUACUGUUUAGCAUAAUUUCACUCUUUUAGAAUACAGAAGCAUGUGGUUUUUUAUAUAUGACUUUUGCUGUUAAUUAAGAAGCACAAUGUUCAUAAUAAAUGAUGUGGCGAUCAUUAAGGUUCUCUCUUAAAUGAAUGUAAAGAUUUUAGUUUCAGAAAAGUUAUCUUGGAGAAAUGGGACUUGAGUCUGCAGUGUUUGUUGCAGGUUUGUUCAUUCUUCAUACUUAUCGGUUCAAUAAGCGUGUUUUCAGAAGUGUUUGGAGCAUCUCUCCCCCUCCGAUCUCCGGCUGUCCUCCUACCUAAUGAGUGCUCCCAUUUACAAAGUUACUAAUUGGCCUGGGGAUCCUUAGACAGUGCUUAAUAGGAACCAAAAAUCAAAUGAUGGAAAUGUAUGCCCCCUUUAUUUCUCCAAGAUAAAAGCUUUUGUAUUAUUGCUAUUAAUAUUAAAUAUAGGUCUCAUUCAUACAGUGUAUGAGUAGGAUCAUCAUUUGGACAAUUGUCCACAAGGACCAAUUUUUUAAACAGAUGUUCUUGUGUUAUACCUGAGUAGUCUAGUAAUGUCUGUUCUUUAUUUUCAGUAUUUGGUAAACAUUUGAUGUUUAAAAUUAGAACUUAGAUGCUUGUACACUAAUGUGUUGUUGUAGUGAAGUGAGGUUUUCCUUGAUCUAUUUAUUAAAAUGACCAAAA